This is a messenger RNA of Aspergillus sclerotioniger CBS 115572, 2529 nucleotides long. RefSeq names its product ubiquitin-specific protease UBP1. Gene Ontology annotation, molecular function: cysteine-type deubiquitinase activity; cysteine-type endopeptidase activity. Gene Ontology annotation, biological process: protein deubiquitination. Lineage: Eukaryota; Fungi; Ascomycota; Eurotiomycetes; Eurotiales; Aspergillaceae. The transcript has 2 exons. The record is from RefSeq and is a predicted model, not a curated record. Gene Ontology annotation, cellular component: nucleus; cytosol. Bases 368 to 2359 code for a protein of 663 amino acids.
CCUGAGCCCGCGGCAGAGUGGUGAUGGACUUAUCGACAUCGAGACUCGGCGACGCUGCCCGCCUCGCAGCGCGGGAGUGCUUUGACUGGGCUGGUGAGGGCACGUAAUAUGCCGGGAAAACAGAGCUUAACUGUAUGCCCGCAGUUGAACAAUUUGUUGUGGAGACGGCCUAUCGAUAAAAGUUUUCCGGGUGGCGGUAGGAGCCCAAAGCGCACCGGGCGGUUGCUUCUUCGGCGGCGAAGCAGCGGCGGUCGUCGAUCCAUUCCGUCACCUCGCCAGGGCCUCUUCCUCAGGACUGCCGACCUCGCCAAGUGAUGUCCACUUCCCUCGUCCCUAUGCCUUGGUCGUUUUCUCUUCCCCAUCAGCCAUGAACGCUCGCAGAGAGGGGAUUGACUUCCUCACUCAGAAUCCCUUCAGCGUGCAGUACAGCAACUAUGAAAAAGUACUGCAGCACCUGCAGGACAACCCCAGCCUAGUCGCCUAUAUUUUCAUCACAGUGAUCACUGUAUACCUCGGGCUAAGGUACUUGGGGCUAGUGUCGUUGUCGUUGGCUCGGGUCAUCUGGAAUAUAGUUGUUUACUUAGCACCUUCACGAUUAGUCGCCGCCCUGGAUUCCAAGGCACCGAAGUCCGAUACUGCCGACGAAAAUCCUCUUUCGAUGACUUUCGAAGCCAAGAGCGAAGCGAUGCGACGGGUCUUUGGCUUAGAUGACAGCGCGUUCUCCCUCCUUCCUCGCGCCCCGGCGUUCUCAGGCUUCGGCACUUCCUUACUGAGCAGCAAGAACAACGUACCGCCUGGUCUUGGAAAUUGGGAUAAUUCAUGUUACCAGAAUAGUAUCAUCCAGGGACUGGCAUCACUCCAGUCGUUGGAGGCUUUCUUGGAGCGGAAUGUUGAUCAGCUGGGACAAAAGGUCCUUCUUUCCACGCAUCAAGCCUUGAGGGAUAUUAUCGAGCGGCUGAACAGCGCGGAAAAUUAUGGCCAGCGUCUCUGGACUCCGGCAGAUCUCAAGUCUAUGAGCAGUUGGCAGCAGCAGGAUGCACAGGAAUACUUUUCGAAGGUUGUUGAUCAGUUGGAUCUCGAGGUGCAGCAGGCGACUCGGCGUCACACUCGCAACUUGGGCCUGAAGAUGGCAGGACCGCGGGAACAUGUUAUUGGGUCUGGCUUAGUGCAGGAGGUGUCCGGGAAUGAUGCUCCCGAGCCACAAACAACCGGAAACCAGAUUUUUCGAAAUCCGUUGGAAGGCCUCCUUGCACAGAGAGUGGGCUGUAUUCAAUGUGGUUGGACGGAGGGUCUUUCUCUUAUCCCAUUCAACUGCUUGACUGUGCCGCUGGGGCCGAAGUUUGAAUACGAUAUCCGAGAAUGCCUGCAUCACUACAUGCAUCUAGAGCCUAUUGAAGGGGUGGAAUGUGCAAAGUGCACCUUGUUGCGUGCGCAGGCCCAGCUGGUGAAUCUCCUAAAGCAGCUUGAUGAUGAUGAGGAGACUCCGAAUGCAACCACCGAUUCGCCCAAGAUAUCGAAUGCACUUCGGAGCUCGGCGCAAGAGCGCUUACAGGCCGUUGAGCAAGCCCUGACGGAGGAGGAUUUUGCGGAAAAGACGCUUUCCGAGAAGUGCCAUAUUCCUGGAAAGAGUAGGGUGUCGACAACAAAAUCGCGACAGGCCGUCAUUGCUCGACCCCCCGAAUGCCUUGUCAUCCACGUCAACCGCAGUCUGUUCGACGAAACUACGGGAAUGCUUCGGAAGAAUUACGCCGCUGUCAAGUUUCCGAAGGCUCUUGACUUGAACCAAUGGUCUCUCGGAGGGAUUCCCGAUAAUGGAAACGAACAAGACCUAGAAGGUUGGGAAACCAAUCCCAGUGUGUCGAUGCUUUCGCACGUAGGAAGAGGCGUGAAUAUAGACCGCCACUAUGAAUUGCGAGCUGUGAUCACCCACUAUGGCCGCCAUGAGAACGGACAUUACAUCUGUUACAGAAAGUAUUCCACGGAGACGUUUCCGGCUCACGUCCCAGAUGCAGUCAUGGAGGCAGAUGGUGACGAGGAACAGUCUCAGCGAUGGUACAGGUUAAGUGAUGAGGACGUGCAGAUGGUCAGCGAAGCAAGCGUCAUGUCUCAGGGCGGUGCUUUCAUGCUAUUCUACGAAGCUACUGAUUACUCCCCCGAGGCUGCGGAGGAAGUCAACUAUGGUCUAUUGGAAGAGGAAAGCUCGGCGUCGACCUCUAACUUCACGCUGUCGGAGAAUAUGUCGACGACCUCUGCCACAGCAGAAUCCACCUCGGAUGUAUCGGAGGCGACCAGCAUUCCAGCUACAGUGAAAGUCGAACCUUGCGGCGAAAAGCCCCUGCUCAUGUCCGAUGUUGACUGAUACCAUCACGAAUUGCCUCAUCAGCCGACGAACCUUACCGCCAGAUUGUGUAUAUCAGCAUUUAUGAUACCCCGAGUGCGACUCAUUAGAAGGCGUUUACAUUUCUUAGCUCUUUGCUCUACGCACCGCUUAUCUGGUCUGUAUCCUUGGAUACUGGACAGGACAUCAUU